AUGAGCUACACCCUCUAUGACUCCUCUAUCAUCCUGGCUCGGGACGCCCUAAAGUCCCUCACGGCUAUCCUCAAGAAGGCCGCCGAGCACCCCAACCCCGCCACCCUAGCUUCCGCCCGCCUCUACGAGGACAUGUACCCCCUCAGCUUCCAGGUCUUCAUGGUGACCGACAUAGCCCAGAAGGUUGUCGCCCGCACCUCAGGCAUGGAGCCUCUCUCUCAGGAACCCGACCUCGAGACCUUCGAGGCCAUGCAGGCCCGCAUUGAGCAGGCGCUCGAGAUUGUCAACAAGGCUGACAAGGAGCUUAUCAACAAGCGUGCGGAGGAGAUUGUGCAGGUGGGAAUCGGAGAAGACAAGACGGCUGAGAUGCAGAGCCGCAACUACGUUAAUGGGUAUGCGCUACCCGUUGCGUUCUUCCACCUUUCGAUGGCGUAUGCUAUUCUGCGAAAGGAGGGUGUGCCAGUGGGUAAGAGGGACUACCUCGAGAGCUUCUUAGACCAGUACCUUUCUUAG
Ilyonectria robusta is the source of this 513-nucleotide messenger RNA. RefSeq lists its product as uncharacterized. The record is from RefSeq and is a predicted model, not a curated record. Bases 1 to 513 code for a protein of 170 amino acids. NCBI's taxonomy places the organism in Eukaryota, Fungi, Ascomycota, Sordariomycetes, Hypocreales, Nectriaceae. The transcript has a single exon.